Prunus armeniaca (apricot) is the source of this 642-nucleotide messenger RNA. The record is from the annotation of a GenBank genome assembly. Lineage: Eukaryota; Viridiplantae; Streptophyta; Magnoliopsida; Rosales; Rosaceae.
AUGGAGGUCUACAUAGACGACAUGCUGGUCAAAAGCAGAACUGUUGAUCAACACCUCCACAACCUCUCACUCAUGUUCGACGUCUUGAAGAAAUAUAACAUGCGCCUCAACCCGAACAAAUGUGCAUUUGGCGUCUCCUCUGGUAAAUUUCUCGGAUUCAUGAUCAGCCAACAAGGUAUUGAAGCUAACCCUGAGAAAAUUAAGGUGUUACUCAAUAUGCAAGUACCGAAGACACAGAUGGACAUUCAGAGCCUCACUAGGAGCCUCGUAGCCUUAGCACAAUUCAUAUCAAGGGCUACUGACCGAUGCACUCCCUUCUUCAAAGCCCUCAAAGGAGAGAGCCUUAUCCUCUACCUUUUGGUCUCGACAACGGCAAUCAGCUCUGUGCUGAUCCGCAAAGCCAACAUUGUUGAGCUUCCAAUCUUCUACACUAGCCACUCCUUACAAGAAGCUGAGCUUCAAUACCCGAGGCUGGAGAAGCUUCGGCCUUAUUUCCAGACUCACAUGGUCACAAUACUCAUCAAUCAGACUCUGCGCCAAGUCUUGCAGAAAUCGGAAAUGUCUGGGAGACUAAUCAAAUGGGCCAUCGAGCUCGGCGAGUUCGACGUUCAUUAUCAACCCAGACUUGCCGAAAAAGGAUAA